Messenger RNA from Spizellomyces punctatus DAOM BR117, 1145 nucleotides. RefSeq lists its product as uncharacterized. The coding region runs from base 30 to 1037 and encodes 335 amino acids. The record is from RefSeq and is a predicted model, not a curated record. Lineage: Eukaryota; Fungi; Chytridiomycota; Chytridiomycetes; Spizellomycetales; Spizellomycetaceae. The transcript has 3 exons.
CUCGCCUUCAGCACUCUGAAGUAAACUAGAUGCCUUCAGCGACGGGAUACGCAAACAUAAUGGAAUGGCCUGCUGAAGAUCAGCUAUUACGGCAAUGGCCGUUUGGAACACGGCCCACCACAUUCAGAUCCCAAAAGAUCAACGACGAAAUCAAGGUUUUCUCCGAUCGAUGGCGAAGGGAAGUCACCACCGGAGCAAUGCCAAAGCUAUGGACCCGUGAGAACAGCGCUACAUUGUCGGCAGGAGGGCAUGGGCGAGCAGCUAUCCCUGUGACGCAGUCCAGCAUCCCUAGGCAUUCAGCAAAGGAAGAGAGAACACAUCGGAAUCAUCUGGAUGUUGAGUUCAACCAUCAGACGAGAUUGUUUGGUGUCCGCUCUUCACUAGCAAAAGACCCAUCAAGGCUUCAAGGGUCCACGAUGGAAAGACAUAUCCGCCCCGAUUCUUCCCAAUCAGAAGACCGUCUGAUGCGAUGCUCAUUCUAUAAUCGAUCUCCAGAAGCGAUCCCGUACUCUCAUGGACCCAGUAAAUGGGAAAGUGGACGUAGAACAACAACAGCAGCCUCAACACUGAAAAAGCCAUCCGUACCUUAUAUCGAACACAAAGUCCCUGCAGUAGGUUUAUGUGUUUCCACUGACCCCGUAGAAAUACCGACGCCAGUGUCAACCCUUCCGCAACUCAAAAGUGCCGCGGCACGUAAGCCUGCCAAAACCCCUAGUAGUACUCGCGAGCAAGAUGACCUCGAUCUCAAACUUGAGCUAUGUGAUCUAGUGCAGAACGAACGAAACGAAGCGGACAAUUAUUACGGGCUGAUACAAGAGCUGAAUCAGAGAGAGGAGAGAGCAAAGAUAUCAUUGCUAAAAAGGGAUGCUCGAACUUUUCGCAAACUUCAGAAAAAGGUCGCUGGUCUUGUAAAAGAGCAUUGCUCGCCAAAAGUAGCAUCCGUACGGCGGCGAAGUCAAAUGGAAGAGUUUCUUGCAGGAAAACAUCGAGACAGCGUCUUUUUGGAGAAUCAAUACUUGCAAGUUGGCGCACCUUGAAAGAUGAAUGUAGAUAUGUGUUGCAUUUAAUGCAGCUGCCUCACUGGCUUUUAUUUGCAUACAGAGAAUAACAAAUGGCCUAACAAAGGCAUUAUAGAAUCACUAGUG